GUGUGGGUGCUGAAGUUGGGCGGAUGGAAGAAAAACACCGCCGAUGGAGAUUAUACGGCAGGAUGUAUCUUUACUGUGCGAUCUGACAAGCAUCAACAUAAAACACGUAUAAAGUAACCACUAUAGACGACUGACAACCAGAAUUAAAAGGAUGUUAUAUUGUUGCUCCCCUUGCGCUCAACACUGCAAAUGGUCCACCCACUGAGUCCCUGAACUCUGCUGAGACCCAGGCGGAAACUGCUGUCCUCCUUAUCCCUCCUCACCUCCUGGCCCUCCAUCAGGGAUGCCCCGAAGUUUAAGCGGAGUUGAUAUGAGAAAACGGCAGCAGCCACACAUUGAAGGACGUCCCCAGGCGCCUGGCCACCCAAGGCCCAACAACUGCUGCAUGUGCUGGUGUGGCUGUUGUAAAUGCCUCUGGAAUGAGGACCACAUGGAGCGUUCCGAACGGACAUGCACUAAAAUGGAUAGUAUUGAAGCCACAGAGGAGCAGCAACCCACUCUAGACGAGGUGGUAGCCUGGGCCCGUAGCUUCGAGCUGGUGAUGCGCUCCUCAGAAGGCAGGGAGAUUUUCCGAGAAUUUCUGCGCUCUGAGUACAGCGAAGAGAACCUGUUGUUCUGGCUGGCCUGUGAGGAGCUGAAGAAGGAGACGGACCCGACUGCGAUCGAUGAGAAAGCCAGGAUCAUCUACGAGGACUACGUCUCCAUUCUAUCGCCGAAAGAGGUGAGCCUGGAUUCGCGGGUGAGGGAAGGCAUCAACCUGAGCCUGACGGAGCCCAGCAACAUGAUGUACGAGGAGGCCCAGCUGCAGAUCUACACCCUGAUGCACAGAGACUCCUACCCCCGUUUCCUCAACUCCUCCUUUUACAGGGACCUUCUGGACAGCAAGAGAAGCUCCUGCCUUGACACCUAAAGUAACCCUCCCCCCAAGCAAAACAAAAAAAACAAGAAGACAAUAAGGUGCCAGAACUGGGUUUGAUAUUUUCCUCAAAACAUUUUUAAAAAAAGAAACAAGAAAAUAAUGAAUAGUUUAAGCAAUUUCAAGUGUCUGCUCGCAGGAGGCCCUGAGGGUUAGUUCCUGGUUUAACUGCAGAUAAGAUCUCCUCGGGCUACUGUGACAAAGAGAAACAAAAGGAAGGACAGACCCAUUGUUCCUGUACUGUACUUUUGAGUUCUCCUCCUUUCGCUCUCUCUUUCUCUAUCUUGCUCUGUAUUUUUCUCUCUCAAAUUCUGUCCCAUGCCUCAGCCAUCUUUACAGUCCAAAAACAAUGUCCUUUUUACGAUGGCUGUAGAGCUUGACCGCGGUGAGCAGGAAAAUCACUGACUUUGCAUGUAACAAGGUAAUGGAAUUCGCUCUACGGUAGCUUGGUAUUUUAGCAGUGGACUGCAAAGGUUCUUGAAUAUGAGAUGUAUUUUCUUCUGUUCUAGGGAUUACCCUGUCAAACUCUUGAUGUGUUAUGUGAAGGGAAUAUUGAUAUUUGCCAAUUAGCUUGCAGUCAUUGAUUUUGAGAAGGUUGAAAGUUUUACAGCAGUGUUAAUAUCCAAGCACUUGCAUUCUUUACAACUCUAAAACUGGGAGAAGGGCUAGAAUUGUGGUUGGGCAGCUAAAUGUCUUAUGAACAUUACUUUCCACAGGAAAUCACAAUGCCUUUAUGUGAAAAGGGCAGCACAAGAGCUGCUUGUUAUGGCAACAACCACAGUUUAGUGGACCUUUCUAUCCUUCCCGCACCAUCUCACCCUGAGAGAAGCACAGGUUAUGUCAGAGGUUGGAAUCAUUGUUGGAGAAAAAGAAAUCAAACAUUAAAUUCAGUCGUUUCAUACAAUAAAUCAUGAACACUUUACAGCUCUGAGAAUGAAAGAGAACCAUUUACUUUUUAGUUUUUCUACUGCCUAUAAUAUAAAUAGUAGUAAUCACGAUGCCUUGGUUCGGAAGGUCAAGUAUAAGAUAGCGGUAUGUCUGAUGCAUUGCAGACACAUAGAAUUAUGAAGUAGGCCUAUAUGGCUUCUGGUUUUAAAGCUGUAGCUAGUCCUAGACUGAAGGGGUCAGUGCCAGCUAAGUAACAGCCCAGCCGAGGGCAGAAGAGGCCAGGUAGAAUCAGACUUGUUUAUAUAGAGGUGGUUUGGAGGUUUCCAGUCCUGUUCACCAGAUGUUCAUCUGUCUUUAAGCCUGGCUAGUGAGACUCCAGUAAGAUGCUUGGAUCUUCAGUGAGCCCCGUGCCUUUAACAGUCUCUCUGCUUUCCAGGGAUGGCCAGGGGAGGUGAAUAGAGAUUUUGGAGACGAGUCGUUGUUUUCUUUUCCUAAAAUUGCCAGCAUGUAUUAAUGUGUGUACCUGCCGUCCAGAUACAUACGUAGAUACAGAUACAUACACUACCGUUCAAAAGUUUGGGGUCACUUACAAAUGUCCUUGUUUUCAAAAGAAAAGC
Messenger RNA from Coregonus clupeaformis (lake whitefish), 2421 nucleotides. RefSeq names its product regulator of G protein signaling 17 (gene rgs17). Lineage: Eukaryota; Metazoa; Chordata; Actinopteri; Salmoniformes; Salmonidae. Bases 284 to 910 code for a protein of 208 amino acids. The record is from RefSeq and is a predicted model, not a curated record. The transcript has 6 exons.